Pristis pectinata (smalltooth sawfish) is the source of this 783-nucleotide messenger RNA. RefSeq names its product transmembrane protein 235-like. The record is from RefSeq and is a predicted model, not a curated record. The transcript is spliced from 5 exons. NCBI's taxonomy places the organism in Eukaryota, Metazoa, Chordata, Chondrichthyes, Rhinopristiformes, Pristidae. Gene Ontology annotation, cellular component: apical plasma membrane. Bases 1 to 783 code for a protein of 260 amino acids.
AUGCCUCUCGGAGCGGUCUGCGUGACAGCCGGGUUAACGGGACUCCUAAGUUUUGUCUUUCUGACCGUCGCGAUCGCCACGGAUUAUUGGUACAUCAUCGACGUGUCAGAUUCCGGUUCUAACUAUGGGGAGGGCUGGGAAGAUUUAAACUCCCACUCUGGGCUGUGGAGAAUCUGCGAAGUUAGCAACAGGGAACAAGUGCAAAUGGUCCAGGGUCGAAACGAGUUCCAGCUAACGUUACCGAGACUGGUGGCAGUCAUUCACUUGUCUUUAGCAGUCACACAAUCGGCCAGGAUAGUCAUUUCCGAUCACUGCCUGCUGACCCUCUGUGGUAAAAAUGCCUGCAUUGCUUUAAUAGACCCCUUUGGUGAGGAGAGUCAGAAUGUGCCUGAAUCCCAGCAACACUUAUUGUUUAUGCAGAAGGUGUUUGUCAUUUUGCUCCCCCUCAGUCUGGUUCUCCUGGUGCUCGGGGGUAUUGGCGGACUGAUCAGCUCUCUGGCUAAUGGCCUCUGCCUGCUUCUGUUCACUGGCUCCUACUUCCUCGUUGGAGGUGCCCUGACCCUGGCUGGGAUCUGCGUAUACGUUGCCUACUCAAAGGCUGCCUUUGCCAUCGCGAAGCACAUUUACGGAGACAAGGUGUUCGACAAUGUUCGCAUCGGCUUCAGCUGGUCCAUGGUCCUAGCCUGCCUCUCUUGUGUCCUGGAGGUCAUGUCUGGGGCCUUGUUUCUCCUGGCUGCCAAGCUCACUGCUAUGGAGCAACCAGAGCAGUCAGCAGUCAUAUGA